Messenger RNA from Labrus bergylta (ballan wrasse), 2614 nucleotides. It is a transcript of the gene inpp5kb, whose product is annotated as inositol polyphosphate-5-phosphatase Kb. Lineage: Eukaryota; Metazoa; Chordata; Actinopteri; Labriformes; Labridae. The record is from RefSeq and is a predicted model, not a curated record. Gene Ontology annotation, biological process: negative regulation of phosphatidylinositol 3-kinase/protein kinase B signal transduction; negative regulation of glycogen biosynthetic process; negative regulation of peptidyl-serine phosphorylation. Gene Ontology annotation, molecular function: inositol bisphosphate phosphatase activity; phosphatidylinositol-4,5-bisphosphate 5-phosphatase activity; phosphatidylinositol-3,4,5-trisphosphate 5-phosphatase activity. Gene Ontology annotation, cellular component: cytoplasm; ruffle; endoplasmic reticulum.
CAUGGACGACUUCAUCAAUGGUCCCCGCCAGCGCUCGGACAGCAUGAGCAGCUCAGCGUCUCAGAGCUCCAGGUCCAAGACGCUUCUCCGCCAGCGUCUGUCUCAGCUGCUCACCUGCAUAGAGGACAUGAGCUCUGACGAUGAGGCCAGUGAAGAGGUUUCCCGCACGCUAGAUGAAGCCUUUCAGCUGUGUGGGCGCUACAUUCCCUCAGAUGCGUUCAGGCUGCACAUGGUGACCUGGAACGUUGCCACAGCGGAGCCCCCUGAAGACGUCACCGCUUUGCUGCAGCUAGACGUCCAGCCCCCCGCAGACCUCUAUGUGAUCGGCCUGCAGGAGGUGAAUGCCACUCCAGUGAGAUUCAUCUCUGACCUGCUGGUGGAGGACUCCUGGAGCCAUGCCUUCAUGGAUACACUGGCACCCAGAGGCUUCGUUAAGGUCACAUCAGUGAGAAUGCAGGGUUUGCUGCUGCUGGUUUUUGCCAAACAGGCUCAUCUCCCCUUCAUCAGAAACAUCCAGACCACCUACACUCGCACUGGCAUCUUUGGCUACUGGGGUAACAAAGGAGGAGUGUCCGUGCGUUUCUCCUUCUACGGUCACAUGGUGUGUUUCCUCAACUGCCACCUCGCCGCUCACAUGAACUACGCUCUGCAGCGUGUCGAUGAAAUUGAGUACAUCCUUGAGAACCAAGAGUUUGACAUGUCGGACACGCCCUACGUCCGUGACCACAAGGUGGUGUUCUGUUUUGGCGACCUGAACUUCCGUAUCUCAGACCACGGAUUGCACUUCCUCCGCUCGUCCAUCAACGGCGGACGUCUUCAUUUGCUGUGGGGCAAAGACCAGCUCAUCAUGAUGAAGAAGAAGGAACCUUUCCUACAGGAAUUUGAGGAAGGGCCAUUAAACUUCAAACCCACCUACAAGUUUGACCGUAACUCUGACACCUAUGAUACCAGUGGCAAGAAGAGGAAACCAGCAUGGACAGAUCGGAUCCUGUGGCGCAUCAAGCCCAAAACUCCUCCAUCAGGGGAUUUUGAUGAUGAUGAGAUGGCGUCGACAUCUACUGAUGAAGAAAUCGAUGAGUACCCACUCCUGGUCACACAGGACAAAUACACCAGUGACAUGAGCUAUGGGGUCAGUGACCACAAGCCUGUCAUUGGAACCUUCAGCUUGGAGCUGAGGAAGCGCCUUGACACCUCACUCGUGCACAUUUCUCCUCUGGGUGUAUGGAGCGCCGACCAGGAUGCACUUCUCACUUACACUGUCCAAGAGGACUUUGAGUCCUCCACAUGGGACUGGAUUGGCCUCUACAAGGUGGGAUUCAAGAGCGCGUCCGAUUAUCAAACCUUUGUUUGGGUCAGAGAGGUAGACCUGCCUGAAACAAAUGAAGUCAUACAGAUAUCUGUGGAUAAGGACGAGGUCCCUCUGCUUGGUGGACAGUAUGUUUUGGGUUAUUACAGCACCAAUUUGCAGAGCAUCAUUGGCCUCAGCGCUAACUUCCAGAUCCUGGAGUCAAAGCGUGCCGUCAUGGAAGGCCUCGUUCCUGAGAACAGCAACGGGAUUGACAAAUAAAGAUAUAAUCAGCCUUGUGCCACGUCUAUACCUCUCCCAAGAAAUGUUUAAAAGAAAAAAAUCAAACGUAAAAAAAAAAAAAUGCCCCAAGAUCAAGUCCAUCGUUUACUGGUGAAGAAGCCGAGAAUGACAACCACAGAUUGUGUUCUUCUGGUAACUUCAACUUGUUGUUUCCAGCUUUGCCUUUAAGGGGUUCACAUUACGUAGAGCUGACUCUUGCUGGAAUCGUUUUUUUUUCUACAAAGAAAGCUUAUCGCUGUAAUGAGUCACUAGACAAGCGUAUCCACAGGCCCUCUCUGCAUGUUACAGCAGAAACUACAGGCCAAAACAAUGUGUGUGAAAGUAGUGGACAUGCACUGCAGGUCAUAACAGGUCUUAGAGAAGUUAUAUUUUUGAGAUUGAUUUGAAUGUUUUAUUUUUGUCUACAGUGCAGAGGGUUGUACAAUACAAAGUAGAGGGAAUGCUAUGUUGAUGCGGGCCAUCUGAGGUAACAAUGCAGAAAGAUGCUACGUGUAUUUGACUUUUGAAGUCUUGCUAUUCUUAUUUUGAACAACUAUUGUGGGAGAAAGAUUGAACAUAGGGGAUGGGGAUGUUGAUGUAGACUGCAGUCAGUUAUGAUUAUAUUCAGAAUAUUCUUAAUGUAUAUGUGAUUAUAUAAGCCUAAUGUAUACCCCAAAAGGCUCUAAAGUAGGGAGCAAAAUCAGAACAAUAUUAUAUUUUGUAAUGAAGAAGGACUAAAGAGUUUCUAAAGACUUUGAUUAUUAUUCAUCUCAGUUGUUCAUCCCACAUGAAUGUUUGGCAGGAUGCCUUUAUAUAUUCAAACGCAAAGUGAUGAUUGUUGUUCAAAUAAAAUAAAAGUAUCACAUUUCUGUGUUUUGUGUGUAAGCAUGCUUAAGUGAAAUCAUGUUCUUUGGUUGGGUGAUUGAUGUAUUGAUUGAUAGAGUGGCCAAUAUCACAGCAGCAGAACAUAAUCUGUACAUGUGUACGUGUAUUGGCAUUACGUUCUUCAUUAUCAAAAUGAAAUAAAUGAAGGAGAUACUUCUUAAA